Fundulus heteroclitus (mummichog) is the source of this 2362-nucleotide messenger RNA. RefSeq names its product leucine-rich repeat-containing protein 43. Bases 39 to 1928 code for a protein of 629 amino acids. The transcript is spliced from 12 exons. NCBI's taxonomy places the organism in Eukaryota, Metazoa, Chordata, Actinopteri, Cyprinodontiformes, Fundulidae. Gene Ontology annotation, molecular function: protein binding. The record is from RefSeq and is a predicted model, not a curated record.
UUUGUAAACAAACGGCAGAGGACAGGCGAGCUGAUUAAAUGGCUGACGGGUCACCAGGUAGGGCAUUCAGCUCACCCAUCAUGAGCUCCAACACGGUCUCCGCUGUUCUGGAGAAGCAGAUUAGGCGUCUGUGUCUGAAUGACUUCCCCUGUGGACGUGGCUCCUGGAGAAGGACCAAAAAUGGUCCAGGCGGAGCGGGAACGGAGCCAGCGGAUGCCCUCCUGGAUCUGCUGAACUGCCCUCGCUCUCCGUGGAGAAACGACGGUCAGUCCUGGAGUCCUCAGGCUUCAGGGCUGAGAGAGCUGGCUGUGCGAGAACCAAGGCGCCACCUGCACACAGAUUUCAUAUACAGUUACUUCACUACAAUACGAAUCCCUGGCAGGAAUGUAUCAACUAUUGACGAGGGCUUGUCGAAGUUCUCAAAGCUGGAGGAACUGGUCCUGAGCGUCAACUCGAUCUCCGAAAUUUCUUCAGCGAACCUUCCCAAGACGUUAAAGAGUUUAGAGUUGCGUUCAAAUCGACUGUCCUCGUUGAGCGGCCUCACAAGCUGUCCGCCUCCUCAGCUGCAGUACCUCGGCCUCGGAUCAAACAGUCUGGGUUCCCAUAAAGACUUCUCUCAUCUUACAGGAAGACACUGGCCAAAGCUGGUGUGUUUGGACCUCAGCGACUGCGAGUUUCAGGACCAGCGGGCCCUUGUGACCGCCUUAAAAUCCCUCCCAUGCCUAAAGACCCUGAUGCUGAAGGGGAACCCCUUCACACUGGCGCCAGCGUACCCAGGUUUCACCGUGGACAGCCUGCCACAGCUCGUUCGCUUAGACUUCUCGUGGAUCUCCUCGGAGGAAAGGUAUCGGUUCGGCGGCUUGGCCGGGAUGAGCGAUCUGAUAGAGGAUGUGGCAUCAGUCACUGUGAGUCUGAGCAGGUUGAGGGGAAUACCAGACCCUCUGAUGGCCGUGGAUAAAAAGGCUCCUGACUUUCCAGUCGUCACUCACAGAUACUUCAUCUCAUACCAGUUCCUUAGUCAUCAGACAUCUGAUAACCGGGGAGGUGACGGUGAAGCUAAACCUGACGCAGCGUCUCGGGCGGCGGAGGAGGACUCCAUCUGCUCUGACCUGCAGUCGAACACAGAGCAUCAAGGAGAGGCGUCCGUCCUGCAAACCGCAGGCCCCGCAGUCAAUGCCCAUGAAAACAUUAGUGCAACCGUGCGCCUGUCGCAAUACAGAACAUCAAAACUGACAUGGUCAGACUGCAUGGACCUGAGUCACUCACUAACACAUACCGUCGGCCCACUGGGAGACCUGAAGAGGUUCUUUAGCCAAGGACUUUGUCUCAGCCUAGAGGAGGAAAAGAUUCUGUCGUGGCCGGCGGCGUCUGAGGAAGUCCCGCUGGUCAAACCCAGCCCAACAACAAAAGGGAAGAAAGGUCAGAAGGACGAACAGGUCAAAUCAGCCUCUGCUAAAGACAAACCCAAAGACAAGAAGAACAAAUGUGCACCACAACUGGUCCAGGAUCCCCCGAUCAGAACAGUACUCGCCUCUGCACACAUCCCAAUGCAUAGCCUGGUCCACGGCAGCCAGAGGGUCGCUGUUGUCUGUGACUUUGGUCCUCUACCCACAGACUCUGAAGUGGAGGCUGCACACACGCAGAAGGAUUCUGAAAGGACAAUGAAAGAAGACAAGAAGAAGGAAGACAAGGGACCGAAGCAGAAAGAAACCAGCAGCGCUGCACAUAAAAGUUCAACAGCUUCCAAAGGGACAGCAGGAAAGGGUAAAGACGUGGCAGACCACACAGACCCGUCUGUGCCGGACCAACAGGAACCAGCGACCGUGGAGCUGCGUGUGGAGCUGGAGAAAUGGAGGACACCAUCCGAAGCUCGUCGUCUCACAGCAGCGCCGAUUACCCCAAAGCAAGGCAUUCAUGAAGAAAUAUAAACGUGUUGUUCAGGCAAAGAGGGGGUGUUUUAUCUAAAAAGCCAGCAGUCUGGUAUUAAAUGCACAGCUGACAUGGUGGUAUUUGCUCAGUAUGAAGUAAAAACUGCAUCUACAGAUCAGGGCAGAAACCCGAAUCCAUCCGUAAUUGGUCAAACAAUCUUGUAAUCUUUUCACAUCAUUUCGGUGCUUUUUCUCUAAUUUCCUGUUCAGUUUUUGACCAUUUUCUUAGAGAGGUUUGCUUAUUACUACCCUUAUCGCCUCACCGAUGAGUCAGAGUCGCUCAUGCAUUUACUCACCAUGAGCAUCAAUGUCUUUUUUCAUUUCAGGCUUUUUAAUUAUUUGUAUCAUUCUAUCUCCAGGGAGGAAUGACUGCAGUAAAACAAUCAGCUUAAAUUAAUUAAAAAGAAAACAUUCAAGAAAUCAUGGACGGAAUC